Liolophura sinensis is the source of this 435-nucleotide messenger RNA. RefSeq names its product histone H2A-like. Gene Ontology annotation, molecular function: DNA binding; protein heterodimerization activity; structural constituent of chromatin. Lineage: Eukaryota; Metazoa; Mollusca; Polyplacophora; Chitonida; Chitonidae. The coding region runs from base 32 to 424 and encodes 130 amino acids. Gene Ontology annotation, cellular component: nucleosome. The record is from RefSeq and is a predicted model, not a curated record. The transcript has 2 exons.
AGGGACAAUAUAUAUAUAUAUACAGCUGAGGAUGUCUGGACGUGGUAAAGGAGGAAAGGCGAAGAGUGGCAAGAGCCAAACCCGCUCAUCCAGGGCUGGUCUACAGUUUCCUGUAGGCCGUAUCCACAGAUUUCUGAGAAAGGGGAACUACUCUAACCGUGUCGGUGCCGGAGCUCCCGUUUACCUGGCCGCUGUGAUGGAAUACUUGACCGCUGAGGUGUUGGAGCUGGCUGGAAACGCUGCCCGAGACAACAAAAGAAGGACCAUCAUCCCUCGUCACCUGCUGCUGGCCGUUCGCAACGACGAGGAGCUGAACAGGCUGCUGUCCGGAGUGGCCAUUGCCAAAGGAGGAGUUCUGCCAAACAUCCAGUCUGUUCUUCUGCCCAAGAAGUCCAAGAAAUCUCAAUAUUCGUCUACUGACUAACCAGCGUGAUC